Messenger RNA from Cuscuta epithymum, 1994 nucleotides. NCBI's taxonomy places the organism in Eukaryota, Viridiplantae, Streptophyta, Magnoliopsida, Solanales, Convolvulaceae. The record is from the annotation of a GenBank genome assembly.
AAAUGACAAAUCAAAACCAGAAAAUUUCGAUCAAGCCUUCAGACCUUAAUUUGAUGAUAUCAGUUCCUAUCCGAUCUGAUCCAGUCCUAAUUACUUGUUCAUCAAGAAAACAAGAAAAUAAGAAAAGGUUACCCUUCCUUCCCAAACAUAGCCAAAGUUUAGAUGGCGUGUUCUUUCUAGUUCUAGCUCCUAAUUGAAUUUUCCUCUCACCUUUUGUAGAAGGCCUGAAACUAUACGAAGUCCAAACUCUGGAGCAGUACAGCUCCACGUAAUAUUCGGUUUCACUAUAUUAUACUACGGCAUCUUCCGACAGCGAGCUGCACCGCUGCGACCCACCUACCGCCCACCGCUGCUACCGCCGCCAGCGCCCUUGCCGCCGGCCGCACUACUCAGCCAGAUCCUCCCCUGGUUUUGAUCCUCCAAAACGCAACCUUUGAAUCUUGUUUCACUAUAGUAAUGGGAUGGUAUAGAAGAUCAAGACUUGGCUUGGAUGCUCUUAUGAUUUCAGCAGCCAAGAUUUCACCCAGAAGUCCCGUCUUUGAAUCAAUCUCCAGAACGAAAUUAGGAUCCCGGUCACCCCAUCUCUCCUCUCAAUUUCCAAGAAACACAUCAAUUUUUCAACCUGUGUUUCAGCAGAAUCACUAUAAAACCCAAUUUCUCGUGCAGUCAAGGAGAUGCUACUACGUCGACCGGUACCAAGUCCGCCAUUUCCGUCCCAGAGGACCGGAUCGGUGGUUCCAAAACCCUAGAAAUGUGUUCAUCGCCGUUUUGGUCGGGUCGGGGUUUGUGAUAUCCAUUUACUUUGGGAAUUUAGAGACUAUACCAUACUCGAAGCGCACCCAUUUUGUGCUCUUAUCCAGAAGCCUCGAGAAGAAUCUAGGAGAGAACCAAUUCAAGCAGUUAAAAGAACGCUUUAAAGACAGCAUUCUCCCCUCCAUCCACCCAGAAAGCGUGAGGGUACAAUUGAUAGCCAGUGACGUAAUAGGAGCUUUGCAGAGAGGUUUGAGAAAGGAACAAGUUUGGGGUGAUAUCCACUACACAUCAUCAGAGGGUGUGGAGAGGAAUAAUAGAACUAGCUAUGAUCGUGAGACAUUAAUGGCUACUUCUCCAAUGGGUGAUAAAUGGGAGGAUAAUGAGGUUCUAGAUGAUAAGUGGAUUGAGAAGAGUAGGAAGGAGGGUAAGAAGAAAGGUAAGGAAUCUGCUACUGCACAUUUGGAGGGUUUGAAUUGGGAGAUUUUGGUGGUUAAUAAUCCGAUGGUUAAUGCUCUCUGUUUGCCUGGCGGGAAGAUUGUUGUCUUUACUGGUUUGCUCAAGCAUUUUAAGUCUGAUGCUGAAAUUGCUGCCAUUAUUGGCCAUGAGGUUGCACAUGCUGUGGCCAGACAUAGUGCUGAAGAAAUUUCAAAACGGUUGUGGCUUACCAUAAUACAACUGGUUCUUUACCAGUUUGUUAUGCCCGACGCUGUUAACACUUUUUCCACUCUUUUCCUAAACCUUCCCUUCACAAGAAGGAUGGAGAUGGAAGCAGACUACAUUGGGCUUCUUUUGAUGGCAUCGGCUGGGUUUGACCCACGAGUUGCACCAAAAGUGUACGAGAAGCUGGGGAAAAUUUCAGGUGAUUCGGCUUUGCAAGAUUACCUGUCCACCCAUCCAUCUGGUAAGAAGAGAGCCGAGUCGCUGUCUCGGGCUGGAGUCAUGGAUGAAGCUCUCAAUAUUUAUCGCGACAUUCAAUCUGGAAAAGGAGUUGAAGGAUUCCUAUAGAGGGAUGAAUCAAGAAGAUGCUCACUGUUUACCUCAAUGGAACUAAAACUAAACUACCUCGUGUGUGCUUAAAAGUCAGAACGAGUUGAGCUUUUGGUUUAUUUGUGUAUAUUUAGUUUUCUAAAAAAUGACGUUUUUUUAAAAUGGUAAAUGGCUUAUACGCCUAGUUAGCUUUUUUCCGUUUUAAACGCGUUUUAAACAUGUACCGUUUUUUUGACCAAAAAAACACGUUUAAA